AUGGCCCAGAAAUUAGCCAAAAGCAGGAAGAAGGCUCCAGAAGGCGAAUCUCAACCCAUGACUGAAGUGGACCUGUUCAUUUCUACACAGAGAAUAAAAGUACUGAAUGCAGACACACAGGAAACGAUGAUGGAUCAUCCUCUGCGGACCAUUUCUUACAUUGCGGAUAUAGGAAAUAUAGUUGUUUUGAUGGCUCGCAGGCGAAUGCCACGGUCUAACUCCCAGGAUAAUGUGGAAGCAUCUCACCCUUCCCAAGAUGGAAAGAGGCAGUACAAAAUGAUUUGCCAUGUCUUUGAGUCUGAGGAUGCACAGCUGAUUGCACAGUCCAUAGGUCAAGCAUUUAGUGUGGCCUACCAGGAAUUUCUGAGGGCAAAUGGAAUCAACCCAGAAGACCUUAGCCAGAAGGAAUAUAGCGACUUGCUCAAUACCCAGGACAUGUACAAUGAUGACCUGAUUCACUUCUCCAAAUCUGAAAACUGCAAAGAUGUUUACAUUGAAAAACAAAAGGGAGAAAUCCUAGGUGUAGUUAUUGUGGAGUCUGGCUGGGGAUCCAUUUUGCCUACAGUUAUCAUAGCCAACAUGAUGCAUGGAGGACCAGCUGAGAAGUCUGGGAAGCUGAACAUAGGGGACCAGAUCAUGUCAAUCAAUGGGACCAGUUUGGUUGGUUUACCACUCUCAACAUGUCAGAGCAUUAUAAAGGGUUUGAAAAACCAGGCCCGGGUUAAACUGAACAUAGUUAGGUGUCCUCCAGUAACCACAGUCCUGAUCAGGAGACCAGACCUCAGAUAUCAGUUGGGCUUCAGUGUGCAGAAUGGGAUUAUCUGUAGCCUUAUGAGAGGAGGUAUAGCAGAGCGAGGAGGUGUGCGUGUUGGCCAUCGGAUCAUUGAAAUCAAUGGACAGAGUGUUGUAGCAACACCCCAUGAGAAAAUUGUUCACAUUCUCUCAAAUGCUGUUGGUGAGAUUCAUAUGAAGACUAUGCCAGCCGCCAUGUACAGACUGUUGACUGCACAAGAGCAACCAGUUUACAUCUAA
Leptosomus discolor (cuckoo roller) is the source of this 1032-nucleotide messenger RNA. The record is from RefSeq and is a predicted model, not a curated record. Lineage: Eukaryota; Metazoa; Chordata; Aves; Leptosomiformes; Leptosomidae.